Geodia barretti is the source of this 693-nucleotide messenger RNA. The record is from the annotation of a GenBank genome assembly. Lineage: Eukaryota; Metazoa; Porifera; Demospongiae; Tetractinellida; Geodiidae.
CAGUUUGGUUUCAGAAGAGAACAGAAGAACAGAAGAACGACUGUUUUAGACUCCAGCUACUCCGAGCCCAGUAUCACAGCCAGCAGCAGCAGCACCAGCGAUGGGUACUACAGCCUGGGUUAGUGCUUGGUGUUCCUGACGUUUUCUCCAGACGGACGCGUGAGGGAAUUGAGAAAGGAGAGAGUAGGAGCGGCCAGCAUGUAUUUAGAUAACUUUGUUACUUCCAGUACCAGUAUGGCAGUCGAGGGGAGGGAAGAUCAGAACAGUAGGGCUGAAAAGUUGGAGUCACAAACCAAUAGGGAUGCCCUUUCAAAGCAGCAGGAAGAAGUCAAUUCAUUUCCUCCUGAUGCAUAAUGAUGAGCAUACAUGGUACUGUACACUUCCUUCUCAUAUUUCAAGUUGGUCAAGUGAGUGUGAAAAUAUAAUUUAUAUGCCAGUAUGUAUAGUUGUAUUGGAGGUGCAUGCAUACAUCUUUCUUCCCACUUCACAGGAUUGCAGCUGCUGCAUUCUUUGGAGCUUACUGCUAAUGAGCCUGACCUUGAUGAGGCUGUGAAGAAAAUCACUGAAAACCAUGGUUACAUCUCUGUGGUUACUUCUGACAAAAGGACUCUAGCAUCAUUCAAACAAUAGAAAUUUUAUCUUAUGUUCUUUACUGUAUCAUUGCUCUUUGUAUCUCAUGCUCUUUUACUGUGA